This is a messenger RNA of Papilio machaon (common yellow swallowtail), 1350 nucleotides long. Its product is annotated as transmembrane protein 177. Lineage: Eukaryota; Metazoa; Arthropoda; Insecta; Lepidoptera; Papilionidae. Bases 302 to 1264 code for a protein of 320 amino acids. The transcript is spliced from 4 exons. The record is from RefSeq and is a predicted model, not a curated record.
AUCGAAAGUCCUGGACCAGUUUUGUGUUUGUCAAGUAACUGAUAUUGAAUGAGAUCUGUCUAUAAUUACAGCCGAAUUUUUGUGGAUUGAAAACUUAUUUCUUAAUUCUAAAAAGUUGUAAUUUGACGUCAUAAUCUAUUAAUCUUUGACAUUGACACUGAAUGAAAUUGACAAAUGACAAUUGACAAUUGUAGGUACAGGUUAUGGGGAUUGUGAUCAUUUUAUGAUAAUAAAAUAAACUUUAAUUGCGUUAUAAUAUUUCUAACUGAACACAACUGUACACGGCUUGUAAGGAAAUAAAAUGACUACGCGAAGGCCCAUUUCUUGGUUUAUAACUGAGAAAGGUCGUAAGUUUUCAUUUGCUAUCGUCACCGGCACUGGGAUAGCACUAAGUUGUGCUAGAUUUUUGCCACAAACCUUUUUCCUCGAAAAAUACAUAGACUUUGUACAUUAUUAUAAAGAUGGGCAGCGAGUUGGAAUUGCAAGAGAACUUUCGUCACGCUAUGAUAAAUGCCUCGAAAUUCUAAAAUUGACAGAUACACAUAGAAAACUUAUCCAACCUUUUAGUGUUUUUGGUUUUGAUUUAUUUCAUGCAGGCAGUACAAGUUCAAGAUUUGGUGUAGCUAUUGGAAUCCCUGUCAACUUUGCUUACAAUUCUAUGGAUGACAUUAAAAAAGACAAUAUUCAGGUGAAUCAAAAAAGUAUUAAUUGGGAGUCUGAAGUUGGAAAAAAACUAGCAAAUGCACUCAUUCUUCCAGAUAAGGUGCAAGAAUUUGCUAUUUGUAGAGAAAUUUUAAUGACCAAUAAUAACAAAGUGAUGUUUGAAUCAUGCUAUCCAUUUAUGUCCAUAUUUCUUGUUUACAACCUUUGCCAAUAUUUGAAUAGAAAACUUAAUCUGUAUGCAGCCCAUCCUGUAGUUAGAAGUACCAUGUAUACUAUUGUAGGUUUAUUUGGAGCAGGAAUCUAUUUCCUAAUGAAAGAUCUAACAGAAGUACAUUAUGAGACAAAUGUUGACCAAAAAUUGUGUAAACUUGGUCCUGAAUAUGUUGAAAGUGGAGUAAUAUUCUAUGAGAAACUCCUACAGCGAAAUCAAGCACUAAGAGAACUGAUGGGAAAAGAAGGAGAACGCAAAUACACUAAAAUGGGUAAUGAAAAUUAUGGCAUAAGACAGCCUCAUGUAGCAUUGAUACAUAGAAAACAAUUUUUUGAAGAAAAACUAAAAGAAAAUGCAGCUUCUGAAGAUCUAGAAAACCCAGAAGAAUAAAAAUUAACUAGUUUAUUGUUUAGUAAUAAAUGUAUAGUAAAGUCAAAAAUAGAUUGUGAUUUUAACAAAAAAUUAGAAAAAGUUUA